This is a messenger RNA of Symbiodinium natans, 1041 nucleotides long. The record is from the annotation of a GenBank genome assembly. NCBI's taxonomy places the organism in Eukaryota, Dinophyceae, Suessiales, Symbiodiniaceae.
AUGGGCUCCGUGGUGGGCCGUUGGUCCAAAGCUUCCAGGGCCUCUGUGGAGAAUGGGGUGGAUGCGGGCGACGCGGGCAAUGCGGGCAAUGCGGGCGAUGCGGGCGAUGCCGAGCGCCCCUUGGCCUUGCAAGUGGGCUUCGUCGACGGUUCGGAAAUGGUGCUCACACUCCCAGGCGUGACACUGCGCAGUGUCACGGGUCGCAGGAGUUUGGAGGACUUGCUCCUUCAGCUCGGAAAGCAACUCGACUACCCACCAAAGCAUCUGGUGCUGACCCUGGAUUCGCGGAGCUUCUCGGCGGACGACUGGGAAAAAAGCCUGGAAGAGCUUGGGAUCCACGAGGCCUCCCGGCUUCUCUGCGUGAAAACCUCGCCCCUGAGCCGAGCUUUGCCCGCAUCCACGCACUUUGCUCGCGCCACCGCGCCGUCGGCUUCGUCGGAUCAGGUGUCACUCUACUUUGAGCUGGCGGCGGAGGGAUGGCGGGACUUCCCCUGGCGGGGCCCAGUGGACAUCGCACUGAAUGCCACGGUGGGCGAUCUAUGGGAAGACGCACAGCGGAUCCUUAUGGAGGUUGCCGACGCUUGGUGGAAACUUGGAAGACAGGAAGCAGAACGAGAGAGUCUUACGUCACGUCACCGCCACGCCGUGCCCUUCUUCGGAGGAGGCGGCGCCGCCGCCGCCCCGGUACAACCCCCUCUACGACCUGCGCCAACGGCUGACGAUGCUCAUGUGGGGCACGCUUUCGCUGGAGCGCUUCCAUCCGAAGGAGACCCUUACCCUUGUGCACACCCAUGGCAGGCCCGGGCAGGCCGUGUGCAAGAAAGUGCUGGCAGAGCUACGCUUCCCUUCGGGCGAUGCUUUGAGAGAUGGGGAUUGCUUCCGAGUGUACUCGGCAUUGGACUAGUUUCUCAGGAAGCUGCACCAGCCAGCCUGAAUUGGGCACGCUGCGAUUUGCAUGCCCUGCCUGGGACUGCCGGACAUGUGAGCAUCGAUCAUUGCUCACAGCAUCUCACAGCUAUCACAGCAUGGCCUGUGGUUUGA